CGAGUUUGACUAGAAUCCAAGUACGAGUAUCAGUUUACUUGUAAUGAGACUAUCAGUUGAUUUUCCAAAUUUACUGUAUCCAGAAAUUCACUUUACAUUAACAUUAAUAUUUUGUUGCACCUGAACAUUUUGUUCAAUUUCAUCUAAUCAAGGGUGACUUUUUCUCAUCAAAAUGCGACAGAUAUAUUCAAGAAAGAUAGAUAUAUAUUUCAAUAUGUAUAUUUUUUAGGAGUUCAUAAGUUGCCUUCUGUCAAUCAGCAUAAUGAAGACAAAAAUGAAAUGUAUUCAAGGGAUCUGAAGAAAUAUCUGGAAGGUACUUUUCUGAAGAUUUUUAACAUGCUUGAAUCGAUACAGAAAGAAACUAACAUCAUAGCCAAAACAAAUAGAGUUGAUCAAAAUCCUCUUCAGAGAUGCUUACCUAUUGUGAAAUCAACUCAUUUUGAUUGUCUUCCCUUCGAAAGCAUUGAAGAGAUUUUGGAAUUUGAUCUCAAAGUGGCGAUUGACGACAUAUUUAAGUCAGAUUUCAUGAUUUUCGUUUCCCAAUGUGGUGGACACACCAAGAAGGAAAAUAUAAUCAGAGUGCUCAAAAAGGUUUUUGGAAACAAGAUUGCCCAAGAAUGUUCUUGGAUGGGCUUCAGGCAGAAUUUCAGGGUGGGGUCUCUGAAAUUGAUGGAUAUAAUAAGGGAUGCGAUUAACGUGAAUUUUCCUGGCACUGAAAAGGAAUUUGGAGAAAUAGCUUCGGAAUGGUUCCGUUUAGCGAAGCAAAGAUACAUGAGGGAGCAGAAAAAAGAAACCACCCAAAACCCCACGAUAUAGCAUUAAAAAAACAUUUAUAAUCCCUAUCGCUUCGGUUUUCAAAAGUGGAUAAAAGUAUUUCAGUUAGGUAUCAGUGCGUGAAACAUCAUCGAAAAAAAAUUCAUUAUCUUGCAUAUUAUUGUUGAAAUUCACAAGACAGUACUCUUUAUGUUUCCCAAUAAAGUGAGAAAAGUUUUA
Leptinotarsa decemlineata (Colorado potato beetle) is the source of this 993-nucleotide messenger RNA. RefSeq lists its product as uncharacterized. The record is from RefSeq and is a predicted model, not a curated record. NCBI's taxonomy places the organism in Eukaryota, Metazoa, Arthropoda, Insecta, Coleoptera, Chrysomelidae.